Molecule: messenger RNA, 636 nt
Organism: Eriocheir sinensis (Chinese mitten crab)
Lineage: Eukaryota; Metazoa; Arthropoda; Malacostraca; Decapoda; Varunidae
Exons: 3
Coding region: 1-636 (211 amino acids)
Source: RefSeq, a predicted model, not a curated record
AUGAGACUGGCGGCAGCUACUUGGGCGGUGGUGGUGGUGGUGGUGGUGGCCGGGAUAGUGGAGAGGUCGGGAGCCGCAAACUCUACUUCCACCUAUUUUGUCAAGGGUUACUCGGGGCGUUAUAUGGACGGCCCCGUGGUUGCGAGUUUGAAGGGUGUGUCGCUAGUGCAGUGUGCCGCCGUCUGUGGGCCUCGCCGGGUGUUCAACGCACGAGGCUCCUAUCCCACCUACACCUGCUACUGCAUCUCCUCCUUCAACCAUCUCUACGUCGACCCGCUCUACUCCGUCUACUACGACAAGGCCUCACACACACGUCACCACGCCCCUCCAGACAUGUACCAGGACUACGGCUUCUACCUUGCUAUGGGCCGCCGGCUGUACGUGCCGUCCCCAAACUGGUACAAAACGACGUGGAGUAGCGCGUACUGGACCUGCUGGAACAUGUGGGCGCAUUUCCUGGUGCCGCAGACGCAGGAGGAGUGGGAGGAGAUGAAGCUGCAGGUGGCCGACGUGAGCGUGAACGGGAUGUGGGUGGGGCUGGAGGAAGGGAAGGAGGGUGCUGGCUUCUACUACUGGGUGGGGGCGGUUGCGACUGACGGUGAGUUAGAGGAGUGGGGAGAGAUGGAGGGAGUAUGA